This is a messenger RNA of Plasmopara halstedii, 975 nucleotides long. RefSeq lists its product as hypothetical. Lineage: Eukaryota; Oomycota; Peronosporomycetes; Peronosporales; Peronosporaceae. Bases 1 to 975 code for a protein of 324 amino acids. Gene Ontology annotation, molecular function: zinc ion binding; phosphatidylinositol binding. The record is from RefSeq and is a predicted model, not a curated record. The transcript has a single exon.
AUGAACGGAUAUUUUGUUCCAGAGCCGAACUACACUGGCCAGCAGGAAGAUCCCCAGAUCGUAGAAAUCGAGAAACGCGGCAAUUGCAAGAACUAUACAAUUAAGACGUUGGCAGACUGCGUCCGUCAAGAGUUACCUCUACGAGUAAGCGUCGGUUCAGCAACCAAGAAAGACGACUACGCCGUGUACAAUUGCACGGUCUCGAGUGUGACAACUAAGAAUACAUGGAGUGUUUCCUAUCGCUACUCGGAGUUUCUUGAUUUUCGAAACAAGGUAGAGAAGCUUUGGACUUGCCAAUCCAAGAAUUGUUGUGGCUCGUGUCAAGCCAUUCGUGAUGUCCUAGUUGCUUUCUUUCCUAAAAAGUGCCCAGUGGUCAUGUCAACUUGGCAUGCAACUGUGAAUCACCGCAAAACAAAGCUGGAAAAUGUACUUGUACAUUUGCUACGCUGCAUCCUCCUUCCUGGCAGUGCAAUGAAGUGCUUUCACGCUCGUCAGAAACUUCCUUCAAACAUCUUCGACUUUCUCGGCGUGAAGGACGAUACCGACAAGCGCUCUCUUUUGCAAGUAUUCGUGGAUAACAACCAGCCUGGUAUCAAAAAGUCAGCAACCACAACUGAUCUAACAAUGCUAGAGCAUGAGUGUGGAAUGAAGAAAUCAUCAACCGCACCCAACCUGUCAUCGCUGGAUCGAAGUGAAUCCACCAAUGUGGAACAAUGCAUGAUAUGUUUGGAAGAAAUCCACCUGAACACCUCGGAACAAAGUCGACCAAACGACUCAUCUCCCAUCAUUUUGAAUUGCAACCAUACGUUUCAUCGCGAGUGCGUUUUCGAGUGGCUACUGUUUUCUUACCAGUGCCCAAUGUGCCGAGACCAAAUCGGUCCAUCUGCUGUUACCAACUACUGCCGUCCAAAGAAUCAAGUGCAGUGGUGGCUUGGCAACUUUGCUGAGAAUCCAUUAAGCUCAGUAACUAAGUAA